GCUUAGCAUUGUGACGUGAGGUUAUAUGCGCUCGUUUGCCCGUUAUCUACACAAAAAUGUGAUUUACGUAAAUACGACGGAAGAGCAAUUAAGCCAGCAUAUGUUCAUUAAUCGUCAAUCAAAGUAGAAUUUAUCGCGGAGCAUAUCUCGUUCACCGAGAUUUUACGCACAAAUGUCGGCGAAAGGUGAUGGACCAUGGAACACACUCGCAACAAAGGAUGAUGCCACAUCGUCGGCGUUUGAUCCAAUUGAACAUCAACACAUGAGAUAUAAUCCAUUAAGAGGGGAAUGGGUGCUGGUGUCGCCACACCGUAUGAAGCGACCCUGGGGAGGUCAAAUAGAACCCAGUGCAGAUGAGGAGCUUCCAGAUUACGAUCCCAAAAAUCCCCUUUGUCCAGGAAAUGUUAGAGCUAAUGGAGAAGUAACCCCGCUGUACCAAAACACGUUCUCGUUCGUAAAUGACUUUCCUGCUUUAUUGGAAUCGGUGCCGGAUCCACCGAAACCGAAUGAUGAAUUGUUUCAAAUGGGAUCCGCUAAAGGUACCUGCAAAGUGAUGUGCUUUCAUCCGAAGUCGAAUGUAACAAUAGCGCUGAUGAAGAUUCACGAGAUCAAGGAAGUGAUCAAACAGUGGAUUUUUGAGAUGUUGGAGCUGGGUGAGAAGUGGACCUGGGUCCAGAUAUUUGAAAAUAGAGGUGCUCUGAUGGGUUGUAGCAAUGCACACCCUCACUGUCAGAUAUGGUCCAGUUCGUUUUUACCGAAUGAAAUUAGAAUAAAAGACGGAUAUCUCGCCGACUACUAUGAGCGUAACAAGAAACCUCUUCUCAUUGAUUAUAUGCAGAAAGAAGUUCUAAAGAAAGAUCGCAUUGUAAUAGAGAAUCGUGAUUGGGUAGUCGUAGUACCGUUCUGGGCAGUUUGGCCAUACGAAACUAUGGUAUUACCAAAAAAACAAGUGGCCAGAAUGCAAGACUUGUCUGACAGCCAGCAAGAAUCUUUAGCUGUCAUUAUGAAGAGAUUGUGUACGAAAUAUGAUAAUCUCUUUAAUUGCUCUUUUCCAUAUUCGAUGGGAUGGCACGGCGCUCCUACGGGUCUAUAUCAACGUGAUUAUCCGUACUGGACCUUCCAUGGAAUGUAUUUUCCACCUUUAUUACGAUCUAAUACCAUAAAGAAGCAUAUGGUCGGCUAUGAACUUUUAGCUCAAGUACAGAGAGACCUAACACCGGAACAAGCAGCAGAAAAAUUGAGAGAUUUAUCAGACUCUCAUUAUAAGCAUCCGGAAACUAGUCUAACUGUGGAGGAAAUAGAAAAAUAUUCAAAUUAAGUAUAUAUGUAAAUAAAAAAUAUAUAUUUUUUCAACAGCUGUA
Molecule: messenger RNA, 1361 nt
Organism: Vollenhovia emeryi
Lineage: Eukaryota; Metazoa; Arthropoda; Insecta; Hymenoptera; Formicidae
Gene: Galt
Product: probable galactose-1-phosphate uridylyltransferase
Exons: 7
Coding region: 173-1318 (381 amino acids)
Biological process (GO): beta-D-galactose catabolic process via UDP-galactose, Leloir pathway
Cellular component (GO): cytoplasm
Molecular function (GO): UDP-glucose:hexose-1-phosphate uridylyltransferase activity; zinc ion binding
Source: RefSeq, a predicted model, not a curated record